Molecule: messenger RNA, 2127 nt
Organism: Cuscuta campestris
Lineage: Eukaryota; Viridiplantae; Streptophyta; Magnoliopsida; Solanales; Convolvulaceae
Source: the annotation of a GenBank genome assembly
AUCCCAAAACCAAACCAGACAAAAAGCCGGAAAACCUCAAAGCCACUACUACCACUGGCCUGCCCUGACCGACACAAAUCAACAACGUGAUCACAAAGCAACUCGCGCCCAGGUUCCCCCAAACUUCUUCUUUCCCACUGUAAUUUCAACUCUUCUUCUUCUUCUAGAAAAGGAGAAAUUCGAUUCCCAAACAGAGUCUUGUCAAGAAGAAGUUUCCUCACACUUCUUCUUCUUCUUACUGUUCUUGCCCAUAGAUUCGCCCGGUGGUAAAUUUUUGAUGGAGGGCGGCGGCGGCGGCGACGGCACGGUGAGGUUGGGCGCCAUCAACCUAACCCCGCCGGAGCGGGUCUUCAACAACCUCGACCCGGAUUUCACCGUCUCCUCUCCUGUCACCCGCCAGAAAUCCGCCGCCGCCAAACAGUUCAUCGAGAAUCAUUACAAGAACUACCUCCAAGGGCUUCACGAUCGCAUGGAAAGGCGAAGGACAUUGCAGAGGAGAGCUCAAGAAGCGCAGAUACCGAGCGAGGAGCAGGAGACGAUGCUGAGGAAUUUGGAGAAGAAGGAGACGGAGUAUAUGAGGUUGCAGAGGCACAAAGUUGGGAUUGAUGAUUUUGAACAGCUAACUGCCAUUGGUAAAGGCGCGUUUGGCGAGGUGAGACUAUGUCGUUUUAAGAGUACUGGAGAAAUUUUUGCCAUGAAGAAAUUGAAGAAGUCAGAAAUGCUUAGCCGUGGACAGGUUGAGCAUGUACGGUCAGAAAGGAAUUUGCUUGCGGAGGUUGAUAGUCGCUGCAUUGUGCAACUCUUCUAUUCUUUCCAAGAUUCUGAGUUCUUGUACCUCAUUAUGGAGUAUUUACCCGGCGGCGACAUUAUGACACUACUGAUGAGAGAAGAUGUCCUCUCUGAAGAUGUCGCACGUUUCUACAUUGCAGAAAGCAUUCUAGCUAUUCAUUCAAUUCACCAACAUAAUUAUGUACAUAGGGAUAUAAAACCAGAUAAUCUAAUACUUGACAAGAAUGGGCAUUUAAAACUUUCUGAUUUUGGGUUAUGCAAGCCCUUGGAGAAUAAAUAUUCAUCAAUAUUGUUUGGAGACAAUGACAUCACAACCCAAGAAGCAACAUUGUCUGACAGCGAAGGGAGUUCUAGGAGUGGCAGAUCUCAUUGGCCAAUGCCAGAGGAACAACUACAACAGUGGAAGCGCAACCGGCGCGCAUUGGCGUACUCUACAGUGGGAACUCUUGAUUAUAUGGCACCAGAGGUUCUGUUAAAAAAAGGGUAUGGAAUGGAGUGUGACUGGUGGUCCCUGGGAGCUAUCAUGUACGAGAUGCUUGUGGGGUAUCCUCCCUUUUGUUCAGAGCAUCAAAGGAUGACAUGUCGUAAGAUUGUCAAUUGGAAAACAUGUUUGAAAUUCCCCGAAUCAAAAGUAUCAGAUGAGGCAAAGGACCUGAUAUGUCACUUGUUAUGCGAUGUUGAAUCGAGGUUGGGGACGAAAGGGGUAGAAGAUAUAAAGGCACAUCCGUGGUUUAGGGGCAUCGAAUGGGAAAAGCUUUAUGAAAUGGAACCUCCUUAUAAGCCUAGAGUUUCUGGGGAAUUGGACACGCAGAAUUUUGAAAAGUUCCCCGAAGUAGAAGAUGCACCCUCAACUACACCAAGAGUAGGACCUUGGCGGAAGAUGCUAACAUCAAAAGAUGCCAACUUUAUUGGGUUCACUUUCAAGAAGUCCGAUAUUCUCAAAUCUGCUGAAUCAUCAGGAACAGACAUGAGUUCCAAUGGACCUCCAAAGCAUCCAUCCUUAGUGUCACUGCUUGGGAGAAUAGAUUUGCAAGACACAUCAAUUGCAGAGGAUGAGCACAAGGAGGAAAGCGGCUGAUUUCAUUUGACAAAAUGCAUAUUUUUUUUUAAGUCAAAGUUGCUAUUUUCCUAUUAGCUGAUUUGUCAUUUAUGUAUAAAAAAUAUGAUGAGAAUUAGCCACAUAUAUACAUAUAUUCUGCUGCUAUGAAGAAGUCCAUUCAAAAUUUUGAGCUCAGGCAUAUUCUGUUUGCUACAUGUCUUUGUCUUUGCGACUCUUCGCGGGCAUUAAUUUUAAGCGUUGUGCUAUAGUGACAUCAAUCCUGACACUAAACAUACAUA